AUGGCAGCCCAAGGAAAGCGCCGCGUGACAAUGCUGUGUGAAAUCGAGGUGAGUGAACGUAACUCGGGUGAUCUGAGAAUGUUUCUGCACAUGAUCGUCAUAUCCUUCAUCCUCCUUCUCCUCAAGACUGCAUUGCCCACAUCCUGCUAUCCGUCUCGAGAGGUAGUCAGAUGCAAGAGACACUUCCGACUUAUGGCGAUUAUGGCAGGAGCUAUUGCUGCUUCCACGACGCCCAUGAAGGCGAUCGGUGGGAUCUGCUAUGGGGAGAAGAGAGCAAGGAUGCGAUUUGUGGUCAACCUUGACGGGGAACAGGAUAGCAAGAAAGACUUCAAGUUGUCGGCGAAACAAGUGCGAGUCAAUCGACGUGGCAAGAGUGAAGUAGAGAAAUCCCUCGGACACGUUUACUUGAACACAAGUGAUCUUGUCUCUGAAUCCACGAGUCGCAAUUACAAAUGGAAGAUUGUUGGGAAGCGAUCUCCACCCGAUCACUUCGUCCAGGUCCAUGCAUCGACAAGCGCUAGUUAUGUCAAGGAGAAGGCAACUCAUGGUAUCAGUGAAGAUUCAGAAAUAUCUGAAGUGAGCAGCCAAAGUGAGACUGAAGAGACAGGGGUAACGGAGAUCAAAACUUCGACUGAUUUCCUUCACAGCUCGCUGACAUAUCCGUCACCAAACUCUAUGCCUCUUGACUUCGAGACCAUGAUGAACUCAAUGGCUGCUUCGACUCCAGAGCCGACUCCCUACAGCAGAAGCGAGAGCUACCUUGAUAGCGUCUCCCCCCAGAGCCGCUCCGAUGACAACAACUCUCCCUUGAACAUACAUGAGAAGACCUUCAAGAAAUAUGUACUUGUGCGUGAACUCACUCCAAGCUUCUGA
This is a messenger RNA of Guillardia theta CCMP2712, 873 nucleotides long. RefSeq lists its product as hypothetical. The transcript is spliced from 5 exons. The coding region runs from base 1 to 873 and encodes 290 amino acids. NCBI's taxonomy places the organism in Eukaryota, Cryptophyceae, Pyrenomonadales, Geminigeraceae. The record is from RefSeq and is a predicted model, not a curated record.